This is a messenger RNA of Acomys russatus (golden spiny mouse), 1773 nucleotides long. RefSeq names its product piggyBac transposable element derived 2 (gene Pgbd2). Lineage: Eukaryota; Metazoa; Chordata; Mammalia; Rodentia; Muridae. The record is from RefSeq and is a predicted model, not a curated record. Gene Ontology annotation, molecular function: sequence-specific DNA binding.
AUGGCUUCUGACUCACGAGCUGCCCCUGCCAGGAGAGGGGCGCGCUCAAAGAUGAGGUCGCCUAAGCUGCUGGAGGUCCUGAGCGCCCUGGAAGACGACGAGUUUGGCAGCAGCCGGGAGGAGAUUUUCAUUGCACCCCUGGACAACACCUCCAGGGACUUCACUGAUGAGGACUCUGGGGAAGAAGACAGUGACCAAAAUGGUGCCCAGGUGCCUGGCCACGUGCUGCAUGCUUCAGUCGUAUCUAAGGACUCGGACCCAGAGGAGGAGGAGGGGGAGAGGGAGGAGGCAGAGCUGCAGCCAGCCAAGAAAAAGCAGAAGGCAGCAAUGGAGACUCAACUUGUUUGGACCAAGAGAGACAUCUGGCCAGACUUUGGCAGCUGGACAGCCUCGGAUCCUCACAUAGAGCGCCUCAAGGCCAAGCAACUAAGUCCCGUGGGCCUCUUUGAACUGUUUUUUGAUGACAGGACAGUCAGUUUCAUUGUUAAUGAAACCAACCGUUAUGCUCGGCAGAAAAAUAUCACCCUAGAGCUCACAGCCCAGGAACUGAAGUGCAUUUUGGGCAUCUUGAUUUUAAGUGGGUUCGUCUCCUACCCGAGAAGACGGAUGUUUUGGGAGACAGCUCCUGAUUCUCAUCAUCACCUUGUGGCUGAUGCUGUUAGAAGGGACCGAUUUGAGCUGAUCUUCUCAUACCUGCAUUUUGCAGAUAACAGGGAACUCGGUGAAAGGGAUUGGUUUGCCAACGUCAGGCCUCUCCUCAUCCGCACGAACCAUAACUUCCUGAAGCAUGCGCCCCUGGAAGAGUUCUACAGCUUUGGUGAAUCCAUCUGUGAGUACUUUGGGCACCGCCGGGGAGUCAGGCACCUGCACUCAGGGAAGCCCAUCCAGGUAGGCUAUAAGAUCUGGUGCAGGACAACCAGCAGAGGCUACCUGGUGUGGCUUGACCCUUCGCAGGACAGAGGCUUGGCUAUAGGGGGCAGUAUGGUGGUGAGAUUUGCAGAUGCGCGUCAGGAGCGGGGCUGCCUGCCAUACCACAUAUUCUUUGACAAGGUCUUUACAAGUGUCCGACUGAUGUCCAUAUUGAAGGGAAAGGGGGUAAAGGCCACAGGAGCUAUUUGUGAGUACAGAACCGAACACUGUCCCAAGGAUCCCAAAGAACUAAGGAAAACGAAAAGGGGGUCUUUUGAUCCCAGCAAGGUGGAUGAGAAUGAGGAGAUCACCGCGUGCCGCUGGCACAACAGCCACAUGGUGAACAUCUGCUCCAACGCGGUGGGCAGAGAGCCAGUGAAGCUGACCAGCCGCCACCUGGGAGGAGCCAGAGCUCGGGCACAGAUCCAUCAGCCAUCCCUGGUGAAGCUCUGUCAGGAAAAGGCCAGAGGGGUUGACAGGAUGGACCAGAACAUCGCCAAGUACAAGGUGAAGAUCCGGGGCGUGAAGUGGUACCUGAGCUUCAUCGGCUACAUCAUCAACGCAGCCCUCAACAAUGCCUGGCAGCUGCACAGGGUGUGCUGCCAGGGUGCACAGGUGGACCUCCUCGCCUUCCGCAAGUAUGUCGCCCAUGUGUAUCUGGAGAGCAAUGCAGACUCUUCCUCACAAGGGAGGUGGAGCCGGCAGGUGGAAACUGAAAGCCACUACGAUAUGAUUAGACACUGGAUUGUCCAUCAGGACAAGAGGACCCGGUAUGCCCUCUGCCACUCACAGACCAACACCCGCUGUGAGAAGUACUAGAAAGGUGUCCGCGCCAAGUGCUUCCGGGAGUACCACAUUCCGUGA